Panicum virgatum (switchgrass) is the source of this 3150-nucleotide messenger RNA. RefSeq names its product filament-like plant protein 7. NCBI's taxonomy places the organism in Eukaryota, Viridiplantae, Streptophyta, Magnoliopsida, Poales, Poaceae. The coding region runs from base 521 to 2806 and encodes 761 amino acids. The record is from RefSeq and is a predicted model, not a curated record. The transcript has 4 exons.
UGUCAAGAGGAGUAGGAUGCCAGCACGGAUCUCCGAUAGGGUACCCAGAACUGAACAGCCUAACUGCUCCAACUUUCAGUCUCUCUGACAGCACGGCUGAACCACCGGCGCGCCUUCCCUGACGACUCCGCUUCCCGCCAAGCGAAAGCGCCACCCGCGCUGCCCCCAUUGACGCCUUCCUCCUCAACAGGAUGAACUCCUGCAACUGCAACCAUGAACCAACCAUACUGCUAGUACUGCCUGCACCUCACCAGUGCUUGAUUCUCAAUACUGAUAGAAUGUCCUGAGCAAGUGAGGCUGCGGUCCGCUCCACUGGCCAGCUGUGUGUUCUUGCUUCCUGGCUUCCUGCUCGGCUUCCUUGCUCCUGUCAUCGUGUCUUGGCUGAUGGCUAGCAAUGCAUCCCUAUGGUGCCUGAAGAAUUGCACAGCCUGAUCAACCAGGAACUGGAAAAGAAAAGUUGUUCUUGAUUGUUUUCACACAAGGGAGGAGCUGAAGAACAGGCAACAGGCAUCAGGGAACAAUGGCUGAAAUGGAAGAAGCUCUGAGAUCCUGCAUGGAGCGGCUGGUCAUCGCCCGAGAAGAGCGGGAGCAGAUCAUCGUGGAGGCGGCCAACGAGAUAUCGUCCGAGAAGAAGAAAGCGCGCGAGCUCCAGCAGAAGCUGGAGGACGCGAACAAGAAGGCCGCGAAGCUCGCCGCCGAGAACAACAGCCUCCGCAAGGCCGUCGUCGCCAAGGACGCCCUGAUCGGGGAGCUCCGGGAGUCCGAGGCGGCCGCGGUCGGCAAGCUCGCCGACGCGACGGCGAGGCUGGAGUCGGCGCAGAAGCAGGCCGGGUCGCUGCAGUACGAGGUGCGCAUGCUGCAGCAGGAGCUCGAGGUCCGGGGCCGGGAGCGCGAGUACGACCUCAAGUCCGCCGACGCCGCGCGCCGGCAGCAGGAGGAGCACCUGAGGCGGAUCGCGCAGCUGGAGGCCGAGUGCCAGCGGCUGCGCGGCAUGGUCCGCAAACGGCUGCCCGGGCCGGCGGCGAUCGCCAAGAUGAGGGACGAGGUCGAGCAGCCGCAGCAGGCCCCCACCACCGCCAGCCCGAGGCGGCCGCGCCCCGCGACGCCCUCCUCGCCGCGGUCGGCCGCGCCGUUCUCGCCGCGGACGCCGUCGCCGUCGCCGUCGCCGCGUCGCUCGGCGUCGGACGCCGAGGGCUACGCGUUCAAGCUCCGCGCCGUCGAGGACGAGAACAGGGCGCUGAAGCAGGCGCUCGCCAAGAGGGAGGGCGAGCUGCAGUUCGUGCAGAUGAAGUACGCCGACGAGGCCUGCAAGCUGACGGUGGUGCAGAGGCAGCUCAGGGACCUGACGGAGGAGAACAAGCAGCUGAGCGAUGCUAACUGUCAGUCGGAGUCUUGGGCCUCUGCUCUGAUUUCUGAACUGGAGCAGUUCAGGGCUGCCAGCCAGAGCGUUGCAUCCAUCAUGGCGUCAUCUGAGAUGAACUUGCUCCAUGAUUUCGCUGAGAUUGAGAAAAUGGAGAUGGCAUCAGGUGAUCUGAAUGGAAAUGUGGCGCUUGCAUCUCUGAAGAAGGCGGAUACGACACCGGUAGAGCCAGAGAAAAGUGGCAAUGAUCCUGUCGUGAAUGGUACCAUCAUCCCCAAUGGCCAUCCUGAAAGAGUUCAUGAUAUUUGGAACCUGGUAGUGCGUAAGCAUGAAGCAAGUGGAGAAAGUAUUGAAACCAUUCUUGAUGAGAUUCAGAAGGCGAUCUCUGACAAGAGAGAAGAUUCAGAGUUACCAUAUGACUGGUCUGAAAUUGAGAAGACUGUAAGAGAUCUGAUCGAGAAAAUCACUUCCAUGAUUGGCACAUCUGCAGGGGAUAAUGUUGCAAGAUCAGGACCACUGUCACUUGACAAGUCUGAACUUUGCAGUCGCUUUGAGCACCUGGUUCAGGUCUGUCAUGAUCUAUUACAUGGGGAAGCUAAACUUGAAAAGUUCAUUGACGAGGUUUGUCUGAUCCUGAAGUACAUUUUGGGCCAAUACUUAUCGAACCAAGAUCUAGCUGACACCGUGGAUAGUGAUGAAAAGAAGUUUGAUGGGGAUAAGUCAACAGCUACAGUCAACACAGAAAGUACUCAGGACAUCCAAAGUGCAAAAACAGCAGUAGCUCUAGAUAUUCAGAAAGAAGCGCAGGAAGGGACAAACCAGUCAGAUGAAGGCCAUAUAAUGGCCAGUGAUCAAGAGAAGCUGGAUGAAGAACUCGCACAAGUUGUACUUGCUCAGGAUGAUAAUAUCCUGCCCGGAAGAAAAUCAGCCUGCUGUGAUGAGAUAGAAAGUCUUGCUGAGGCAAGUGUGCAACAUUGGGCAGCUCAAGAGGAAAGCCAUGUGGCAACAGACUCAGAAAUCCUCGCAGCAGCUGACAAGCUCGCCGAGUGCCAGGAGACGAUCACGAUUCUAAGCAAGCAGCUGCAGGCUCUGAAGAUCCCGGCAACUUCGUCAGGUCCUCUCGACGGCUCCGUCUGCAACCCCAGGCCGAGCUCGGCCAGGUCCGAGUACAAGCCGCAGUCGCUCGCGAGCAUCCUCGCCGAGGAGUUCGCCGCCUACGCCGAGGGCUCCAGCAGGUCUCCUGCUACACCGACGAGGAGCAGGGCACUGGAGCAGAACAAAGCCACUGACGACAAGGAUGCGAUGCAGAUCGUCGUCCACCCGGUGUUCGCCGCCGAACCGCGGCAGGAGGACGACGCUUCCGCUGAUCCGAGGAGGAAGAAGAAGCGGGGUCAGAGCCUGCUGGGCAGGAUCAUGUUCAGGAAGAGGGUGGAAGGCAGCUCCUAGGCUGACUGCGCCGAAGCUGAAUCGACAUGGUGGGCACACUCUGGAACCUGCAGCUGUGCCGUGGAUACAACUAUACAAGCAGUACUGCUACGUUGUGAUCAGUGAUUUUGGGCUUGUUCUGUUCAACACAUUCCUUGGAUUUCCUGAUCCCUGAGAGCCAUCCUUUUUGGCCAUACAUUCUGCUUCAGAGGCGGGUGCUGAUGGUAACAGGCUCCGGCACAUGGUGUGAGCUACGUUUCGUCGUGACGUACAUGGACGGAAUUUCUUUGUGUAUUUAUGAACCUCAUGGUUGAUGCGAGUAUUAAUUUAUCGAAGGCGAAUUCGUUCCUUUUUUUUCCCCUUUA